Messenger RNA from Trichoderma asperellum CBS 433.97, 1857 nucleotides. RefSeq lists its product as uncharacterized. The record is from RefSeq and is a predicted model, not a curated record. Lineage: Eukaryota; Fungi; Ascomycota; Sordariomycetes; Hypocreales; Hypocreaceae.
AUGCAUCGAUCAUCUUCAUCCCCCCUUCCUCCCCAGGGCAUGCCCCGGUCAUCGAGCGCCGCUGCCAUCAACAAUAACACUAAGAUUCGCCCUCAGGCCAGCUCCAGGAUAGUUCGGGGCCAAAUCUCCAGCCCAAUUCCAAUGCAAGAUCCGCUGGAUAAGGAACUGUAUAUCAGGCCACACGAUACUGGAGCCACUGGACACCUACCUCCGCAUGUCAACAUUUCCAAGCCUUCCAUGGAAAUCUCUAGGCCGUCAGGAGAGUUUGCUCGCCGCCGCAUUUCUUCAACACCUGAGCGAUCUAAAUCAGUUCUCCGAACGGCUCUUAGCAAAAUCUUUGGCCGCAAAAAAGCUCCCCGGCCUAUAACACCUCUAGCCUCUGCUGAUUCGGAAGACGAAAGGCAAGAUUCGCAUUUCAGUGGUGCCGUGAGGGAUUCCGUUCCUGCGCAAAGGAUACCUCCGAAAAAGAUUGAAACGUUUCCCAUCUCUGAAUAUGAUCGGGCUUUACGCUCUCAUUCUGUUGGCCCCGAGGAUGUCAUGGCCAUCCGGAGUGCGCGCAGCCCAGUCAACGCUGAAUAUAGCGGGCAUUCAAGGAAACGCAACGGAACUGGUAGCGAUGCUCACCCGGCUAGUGCGCGCUGGGUGAAGCCGACCGGCCUGACUCCGCGCCCUGCCAGUACGACCGACUGGGGUAGCAGGCUGGUUGAUGCCAGCCAUGACCCUGAAGAGAUUGGUCGUGCUGUAACCACCGGCCUCAAGCGCAGAUCAAGGAGCUUAUCGUUCAUCCCGUUGAUCGAAACCACGGAUACCCCAAGCAUCACACGACGCCGCAGCGAUGAAUUUCCCCGUGGCUGGCGGGAAAGCUACGACCAGGAAGCCGCAUCACCUAUAUCAUCAACUGCUCCAAAUGGCGGGGAUCGGCGCACCUUUAUUAGCCAAAAGUCCAACGAUGAGGCAGAGCUAGCAGACGAAAUUGACUCACCUGUGAAACCGUUUACGUUUUCGAAUAUGCCUUAUAUGGCAGAGUUUGCUGGUGGCGCCAGUAUGAAAAUUACAGAUGCCGUUGGCUUGGAGACGCGGAUUGGCCAAGUCGAGAAUCGUCUGAGCCUAGUGGAAGGUCUUUUGACGCAUGCCCGCCAAGCAUCUCCAGGCGGCGGAUUGGCAAACGACUCGUCUGAGCGAUUGGCGCCACCCCUGCCUGCAUGGUCAUCUACCUUUUCGACGGCCGUUCGACCAUCUUCUCACUCUUCUGCCCACGUUUCUGGAACAUCUAGACUCUCGUUUGGCGAGAUACCAACCUAUACACGAUCAGCAAGCCAACAAACAUCGAAACAGCCCAUGUUUGCAGCUUCCACCCUUUCCAAGUCUGUGCCCACCGGCUCAUUUAUCAUGGAUCAUGAGACCUACAAUGCACUCGUAUCAACAAUGGAGAACGACCGAGCUGCCCGACUAGCAUUGGAAGCACAGGUCAAGGAACUCAGUCGACAAAUCAGUCGCCUUUCCAAAAGUAUACCGGCAACUCGUGCAGCCCAAGGGAAAGAUGAGGUAGCACCCCCGUCCUUUGGCCAAACGUCAGUCUUGGAUUUUGUCGAAGAUGAAGACGACAACGAAGAUUUGAGAACAAAAGAAGCUCGACGAAGCUUCAGGAAGGCUCAAAACGAAGAUUCCGGCAUUGGAACCGAGUCUGGCGACAGAGACUACCCCGAAUCGUUUGCUACAUUAAACGACGAGCAUCAUAACUCCAAGGCAGAUCUGCCAUUCAGCUCACCUGAUGCGAUAUUGUCGCUUUCUAAACUCACAACGCUGGAUGCCAUGGCACAUCCAGCAUCGCAGCAAACCUUAUCGCAGCCAUUCUAG